Triticum turgidum subsp. durum (durum wheat) is the source of this 639-nucleotide messenger RNA. The record is from the annotation of a GenBank genome assembly. Lineage: Eukaryota; Viridiplantae; Streptophyta; Magnoliopsida; Poales; Poaceae.
AUGUGCAGGCAUCAAAGGGCUAGACCAAUCAUCGUGGAUCCAGCAUUGCAGAUCUCAAACAAAACUGAGGUUGUAACAACAAAGGAGAAAAGAAGCAUGCCUUCAGCUUUCAAAAUAUUUGUAGGUUCGUCGUGGGUAAUAUUGAGCCGAUCAUUCCUGGAGUUCUGCAUAUUGGGAUGGGACAACCUUCCUCGCACGCUGCUCAUGUACUUCACCAAUUUCCUGUCGUCCUCGGAGGGAUACUUCCACACGGUGAUCUGCAACUCAAAGUACUACCAGAACACCACCAUUAAUAGCGAUCUCCGUUUCAUGGCGUGGGACAACCCCCCUCAGACGCACCCUCUCAACCUGACGGCCGAGUACUUCGACGCAAUGGCGAACAGCGGGCUGCCAUUUGCGCACUCUUUCACGCGUGACGAUCCGGUCCUGGAUAUGAUUGACACUGAGCUGUUGAGGCGAGCGCCCGACCGCUUCACACCAGGUGGAUGGUGCCUGGGUAGCCCGGUGGGUGGCAAAGACCCCUGUGCCUUUUUCGGAAGGUCGUUUGUUCUCAGGCCGAUUAAAGGUUCGGGGAAGCUAGAGAAGUUGUUGUUGAAACUUUUGGAACCUGACAACUUCAGGCCUAAACAGUGUAUAUAA